Messenger RNA from Myzus persicae (green peach aphid), 2247 nucleotides. RefSeq names its product probable aconitate hydratase, mitochondrial. Gene Ontology annotation, molecular function: aconitate hydratase activity; 4 iron, 4 sulfur cluster binding. The coding region runs from base 4 to 2247 and encodes 747 amino acids. The record is from RefSeq and is a predicted model, not a curated record. NCBI's taxonomy places the organism in Eukaryota, Metazoa, Arthropoda, Insecta, Hemiptera, Aphididae. Gene Ontology annotation, cellular component: mitochondrion; cytosol. The transcript is spliced from 13 exons. Gene Ontology annotation, biological process: tricarboxylic acid cycle.
GCGAUGAGCAUAUUUGACAAAAACAUUUUGCCCUACGAAAAGUUGGAGUCAAACUUAAAAAUUGUGAAAGAUAAAAUCGGAAAACCGUUGUCUUUGACCGAAAAAAUUCUCUAUUCACACUUGGAUGACCCGGCCAAACAACACAUUGAACGUGGUGUAUCCUAUUUAAAACUAAGACCUGACCGUGUGGCAAUGCAAGACGCGACUGCUCAAAUGGCUAUGCUGCAGUUUAUGUCAUCUGGCUUGAAGAGAGUGGCUGUACCAACGACCAUUCAUUGUGACCAUUUAAUUGAAGCUCAAAUUGGCGGAGUAGAAGACUUAAAGAGAGCUAAUAAAGACAACGAAGAAGUAUUCAAUUAUUUGAAAACAGCUAGCGCCAAGUACGGAGUUGGUUUUUGGCGUCCUGGUUCAGGGAUCAUUCAUCAAAUUAUUCUAGAAAACUAUGCUUUUCCUGGAUUGUUAAUGAUCGGGACUGACUCGCAUACACCUAAUGGUGGCGGACUUGGAGGUUUGUGUAUUGGAGUUGGUGGUGCGGACGCCGUAGACGUGAUGGCUAAUUUUCCGUGGGAAUUGAAGUGUCCAAAAAUUAUUGGAGUCCAUCUGACUGGAAAAAUGAAAGGUUGGACUACACCAAAGGAUGUCAUUCUUAAAGUGGCAGAUAUUUUAACAGUCAAAGGAGGUACAGGUGCUGUAAUUGAAUAUCAUGGACCAGGAGUGGAUAAUAUAUCAUGCACAGGCAUGGGCACCAUCUGUAAUAUGGGUGCAGAAAUUGGAGCCACCACUAGUUUGUUCCCAUUCAAUCACCGAAUGGCAGAUUAUUUAAAAGCUACCUCACGUGGUUAUAUUUCCGAAGAAGCUGCGAAGCACAGUAAAUCAUUGUUAACUCCUGACAAAGGCAGUAAUUAUGACCAGUUAAUUGAACUUGAUUUAACAUCGUUGGAACCUCAUGUCAAUGGACCCUUCACGCCUGAUCUCGCUCAUCCCAUUUCAAAACUUGGAGAAAAUGCCAAAAAAAACGAUUGGCCGGUUGAAAUUAAAGUUGGUCUGAUUGGAAGUUGUACAAACUCAAGUUAUGAAGAUAUGGCGAGGUGUGCUACAAUUGCAAAAGAAGCAAUAGCUCAUGGACGUAAAUCAAAAAUUCCAUUUAACGUCACUCCUGGAUCUGAACAAAUCAGAGCAACAAUUGAAAGAGAUGGAAUAGCGCAAACACUGAGAGAUUUUGGUGGUACUGUAUUAGCUAAUGCAUGUGGUCCAUGUAUUGGUCAAUGGGACCGUAAAGAUGUAAAAAAGGGUGAAAAGAAUACCAUUGUGAGCUCUUACAAUAGAAACUUUACUGGGCGAAACGAUGCUAAUCCAGCGACUCAUGCUUUUGUCACGUCUCCAGAGAUGGUAACUGCCUUAGCCAUUGAAGCUCGUUUAGACUUUGAUCCAACAACCGAAACAAUCAAGGGUGCUGAUGGUAAAGAAUUUAAAUUGAGCAAUCCAUUUGGCGACGAACUUCCUCAAAAGGGAUUUGAUGCUGGUCAAGAUACAUACCAAGCUCCGCCUGCUGAUGGAUCAUCUGUAAGUGUGGAUAUAAAUCCAAAAUCCAAUCGUCUUCAACUAUUGGAACCUUUCGAAGCUUGGGACGGCAAUGAUUUUGAAGGCCUUGUUAUACUUAUUAAAGUAAAAGGAAAAUGUACAACUGAUCACAUUUCUGCUGCUGGUCCAUGGUUGAAAUAUCGUGGGCAUUUGGAUAAUAUUUCAAAUAACAUGUUUUUAACUGCAACUAAUUCAGAAAAUAAUGAAAUGAAUAAGGUAAAAAACCAGGAAACAGGAGAAUGGGAUGCAGUACCGAACACGGCUAGAGCGUACAAGGCCAAUUGUUUACCGUGGGUUGUGUUUGGUGAUGAAAACUAUGGCGAGGGAAGUAGCAGAGAUCAUGCCGCUUUAGAACCACGACAUUUGGGAGGACGUGCAAUUAUUGUCAAAUCUUUUGCCAGGAUACAUGAAACAAAUUUGAAAAAGCAAGGAUUAUUAGCCUUGACCUUUGCUGACGCUAAGGAUUAUGAUAAAGUUCAACCAAGUGAUAGAGUUUCUAUAGUCGAACUUGACCAGUUCGCUCCUGGCAAGCCUUUAAAAUGCAUAUUAUGUCACACUGAUGGAAGUAGUGACGAAAUAUUACUAAAUCAUACAUUCAACGAACAACAAAUUGAAUGGUUUAAGGCCGGUAGUUCAUUGAACAGAAUGAAGCAAUUGGCUAAUUAA